UAAAGCUGGCCCCUGGCACUCCAGAGCAAGAUGUAGCUGUGCAGUCUGCUUGUCCCUUAGCUACUUCAGAGGAGCUGGCAAAGUGGCCACCAGACCUGCCCGGGAGCCAUGGCAAAGAGUGGACUUGUAAUUUAUGUCCUGGUUAUCACCUUACUCCUGGACCAGACCACCGGCCACCCGUCCAAAUUCAAAGCCAGGAAGCACAGCAAACGCCGCGUGAAAGAAAAGGAUGGAGACCUAAAGACUCAAGUUGAAAAGCUCUGGAGAGAAGUCAAUGCCCUGAAGGAAAUACAGGCUCUGCAGACAGUCUGUCUCCGGGGCACAAAAUUUCACAAGAAAUGCUACCUUGCUUCAGAAGGCUCGAAGCACUUCCACGAAGCCAAUGAAGACUGUAUUUCCAAGGGAGGGACCCUGGUAAUUCCCAGAAGCUCAGAUGAAAUCAAUGCCCUUCGAGACUAUGGUAAAAGGAGCCUGCCAGGUGUCAAUGACUUUUGGCUAGGCAUCAAUGACCUGGUCACGGAAGGCAAGUUCGUUGAUGUCAAUGGAAUUGGCAUCUCCUUCCUCAACUGGGAUCGAGCACAGCCUAAUGGUGGCAAGCGGGAAAACUGUGCCCUGUUCUCUCAGUCAGCUCAGGGCAAAUGGAGUGAUGAGGUUUGUCGGAGCAGCAAGAGGUACAUAUGUGAGUUUAUCAUCCCUUAAUAGAUCCUUCUCAAAUGCAUCUUCCAAGCAUGAUUUAUAGGCCAAAGGUUCUUAAGAAUAAGUUAAAUUGUCCAUAGGAAUAAAAGAAUUGGCCAAUUUUGCUACCAUGUUUCAUUGUGAUUUUUCACUCCAUGGGACAUGAGGGAUCAGAAAAUAAUGAUCCAGCAAUGUACAAACUGUUGAAGUGGCUUCUGCAAAAUGGGCUUCAAAUCCUUCUUUCUUUCCUAGUCCCUCUCACUUGUAUAGACGAGGUCUGUAUUA
This is a messenger RNA of Pipistrellus kuhlii (Kuhl's pipistrelle), 960 nucleotides long. It is a transcript of the gene CLEC3A, whose product is annotated as C-type lectin domain family 3 member A. The record is from RefSeq and is a predicted model, not a curated record. Bases 109 to 699 code for a protein of 196 amino acids. The transcript is spliced from 3 exons. NCBI's taxonomy places the organism in Eukaryota, Metazoa, Chordata, Mammalia, Chiroptera, Vespertilionidae.